Messenger RNA from Geodia barretti, 674 nucleotides. Lineage: Eukaryota; Metazoa; Porifera; Demospongiae; Tetractinellida; Geodiidae. The record is from the annotation of a GenBank genome assembly.
UAGCUUUAUUAUGUCAAUAUCAAUUUAACCGUACUCUUUGUGAGUGACUGGUUUACUCACAGUGAUUCCUGUUUUCUUUGUGAAGGUUGAUCCUCUCUCGUCUCCUCUGGGGGGUGCUGCUGAAGAUGGUUACACAGAGAUUGUGGAGAAACUGAUAUCAGCUGGAGCUCUCAUCAACUACCAGAACAAGGAUGGUGCUACUCCACUCUAUAUGGCCUGUCAGAAUGGACACAAGCAGACAGUUGAUGUUCUGUUGAAGAAUGGAGCAAAUGUUAAUCUGACCUGCACAGUUGGUUGUCUCUCAUCUCCUCUGGGGAGAGCUGCUGAAAAAGGUCACACAGAGAUUGUGGAGAAACUGAUAUCAGCUGGAGCUCUCAUCAACUACCAGAACAAGAAUGGUGCUACUCCACUCUAUGCGGCCUGUCAGAAUGGACACAAGCAGACAGUUGACGUUCUAUUGAAGAAUGGAGCAAAUGUUAAUCUGACCUGGACAGUGAGUUUAAUUAACCCUUCCUGCACAUGGGCAAUGAGGGUUAUGGUACUAUGUCUGGAGUGUGUGUAUGUAUCUCCUUCUCUCUGUUACCCCACAAUGUGCAACACGGGGGGCCUAAAGUGCAACCACCAAAUUUAGCGCUAAAGAUGGAUAUCUGCCAUUAAACACAUAUCUACGUCGC